GUAUAUAAUUACGUUGUGGACUCGAUAAUGAAUAGUGUGGUCAUGUGAGUUCGCGUUUUGUGGCGUGAUAUAUGAUAAAUUCUAUGAACCCUCUUUACUUUCGCGUUCAAUUAAAUACACCACACCUGGAAGCUUCAUUUUGCGAAACCACACUGCCAAAAUGCCCCGUGAGCUGGACAUACCAACCCCAAGCUCUCCGCGCAAUGUUCACAUUUACGAUGAUGACGGCCAAGUUAUCGGCGGGCUUUGGCAGAAUGGAUGCAUCAUAAAUUCAAUGUUUUAUGAAAUGUGCAGAGUCUUCAUUACAAAUGAGGAAUUCACUCUUUUCCGCCUCACCAAGGACGGCUCUACAGGCGCAAAACUAUUCCCAAAUAGAAACGCUCUGCGAGAUGGAUCAUACGUUGUUCUGUCGGCCAAUGGGAGCCCGAUCCCAGUCGAAAUCACGCCCGACUCUGCGCAGAGGCGCAUAACGAUAAAGGGCCAGUCAAUGAAGUUGAAUUCGCGAACAAAAUCUUUCCAUGAUCGGGUCAUUGCCCGAGACGACCAAUGCGUAAUAUCCGGAACACAGCAUCCUAAAGAUGAAGCUCCCACAUCAUUCAGCACCUGCCAUAUCUUUCCGUUCGCCCGCGAAAGGACCUGGGUUGAAAAAGGAAUGGCAAGGUUCAUAACUGAUGAGGAGCACCCUGCACGGGAAAAUGAUACCAAAAUUCAUUCUGUCCAGAAUGGAUUGCUCCUAAGGGAUCACAUCCACUCGUCGUUUGAUGCAUAUGCACUUACAGUUAAUGUCGACGAAGGAUAUAAGGUCGUUUGCUUGACCCGAGAUCAUGUAAAUGUGGACGGUCGCAGACUGGCAUUAUGCUGCAGAGACCCACAGAACCCCCUUCGAGUUCCUGAUGAGCUCUUGCGCUGGCAUCAUCGCGAGGCUAUCCUUGCUAGUAUGAAAGGUGCUGGAGAAAAACCAUGGGACAUGCACUAUUCUGAAGGGGGGGACAUAAUGCAGGAGAUACGGGAAGGACCAGAUGCAGUGGAGAGGAUGGAAGCAGAGUUGUUCACCCGUCUCGGGCCUGGGGAGUUCGGCUAGUAGCAGCAUCCAAUUUGAAGCAGACUUUCCGCUAUGAUAUUUACCGUGAGCACGCUGCGCUACGUGGAAGGUGCAACAACAGGCCUCGUAGUUGUGAAAUGUAAGAG
Molecule: messenger RNA, 1188 nt
Organism: Pseudogymnoascus verrucosus
Lineage: Eukaryota; Fungi; Ascomycota; Leotiomycetes; Thelebolales; Thelebolaceae
Exons: 7
Coding region: 161-1081 (306 amino acids)
Source: RefSeq, a predicted model, not a curated record